UUCUGCAUCAUUUUGACGUCACUAGCUCGUAGUCAUCCCAUGUCGGGAGCCCAGAUUUCUAAUCUGGAAUAAAAACAUGGAGUAGCUUUCGAUUUGGACAACAGGUCAAGCGUCGAGAAAAUGGACCCCGAAGAAGCUUAUCUGGCAUGUAGACCGUUACGUGACGUCUAAUAGAUGACAGACUUGAGGCACGCCAGUAGAUAUUCUUAUACCAAUCGCUUCAGGCAAACAAUUUCUCAUUGGAGAAACUUUCCCAUAGUGAAUGGGGUGUUCGGAAUGGGCGAAACGGGUCUUACACCUGCGUUCAAAGGAGAGAGCCAGCCACAAAACUAUGCUGAUAGGAGUAACAACCUAGACCACAGCAGCGCCCCAACAUCCAGCGUCAGCAGACAUGCAGAGAAGAGCUGUAACAAGUCCACACACUCGCUCUUCAGGGUAGCCACGGAAAAUAGAGCCCGCCGGGUCCGGUUCUAUCGGAAUGGUGACCGCUUCUUCAAAGGAAUGGUUUACGCCGUGUGCAACGAGCGUCUUAGGACGUUGGACAACUUGAUGACCGCUCUGACGUCAUCUCCCCUGUGUGACAAAAAGAUCAUGCCCAACGGGGUGCGAUACAUUUUCAGCCUAGAUGGCGCUAAAUGCAUCCAGACGCUUGCGGAGCUGCUAGGGGGUGAGAGCUACGUCUGCUCCUCGACGGAGGUGUUCCGUCCCCUGGACUACUGCAGGAACGAAGACAGGGCCUGGAACUCUAACAUAUUUCUACAUCACAACAAGGAUGCAGGCGGUGUCUCUACUCAACAGAGACGUCAACGAAGCUCACGUGAAGAAACGCGCUCCAAAUCUGAAUGUCAGUCCGUAUGUUCCUCCAGUAGAUUACCUUCUCGGCCACAGAGUUUGAAAGGAACUAGAUCUCAUUCAUUGAAGACUGUACAGGAUGAUGAAGAGAAAAGGGCAUUUGAGGAAUACCAAAGAUCCUUUGUGACCCCACGUCUGAUCACCAUCAUACGGAAUGGCAGACGACCUCGUCGCGCGCUGAGAAUGUUGCUUAAUAAAAAAACAGCUCAGUCGUUUGAACAGGUGAUGGUGGACAUUACAGAACUGGUUAAACUGGACUGUGGAAGUGUAAAGAAAUUGUUUACUUUAUCUGGUAGACAGGUUUUGAAUUUGUCCGACUUCUUUAAAGAAGAAAUGGUUUUCUUGGCAUGUGGAAUAGAAAAGGUUUCCGCUCAGGAUUUUGUUUUAGACAAGAGAGAACUCGGCCUUAUCAAUUCCUACCGACCCCAUGGUAGCAAAGUAAGAGAGAGACCUACAUCUAGGAAAACGAACGAAUCUGCCUUUUCUUCUAUCUCAAAGAAUUCAGUGAUAACACCACCAACAAAGUCUUCCUCUGGACUCUCCUGUGCCAGACAAUCACUGCAACUUAAGUCUGAAGACAAAAGCUUAGACAAGGAAACUUUUGAUGCUUCAAAAGUGGACAUGCCAAUGACCUUGACCAACAAGUAUGAAAUCGGAACACUGAUUGGCACUGGAAAUUUCGCCUUUGUUUUGGAAUGUAAAGACAAGAAAACAAAGAGAAAGUUUGCAUUGAAAAUUAUAAACAAAGACACAUGUAAAGGGAAGGAGAAGAUGUUGGACAAUGAAGUCCGUAUUCUCCGUUGUGUAAAACAUCCAAACAUCAUUAGGCUUAUUGAAGAUUUCUCCAACCAACAUCAGAUUUUUUAUGUCAUGGAACUGGUCAAGGGCGGUGAUUUGUUUGAUGCCAUUGCAUCAUCGACUACAAAGUAUACAGAGGAAGAUGCUAGUGGGAUGCUCUAUAAUUUAGCCAGUGCAUUGGAGUACCUUCAUUCUAUUCAUAUUGUUCAUCGAGAUGUUAAACCGGAGAAUAUUCUGAUUCGGGAACAUGAGGAUGGCACCAAGUCUCUUAAACUUGGUGACUUUGGGUUGGCUACUGAAGUAAAUGGACCUCUCUACACAGUCUGUGGAACACCCACCUAUGUUGCACCUGAAGUCAUUUCCGAAACUGGAUAUGGUGUCAAGAUAGAUGUGUGGUCAGCUGGGGUGAUUACAUAUAUAUUGUUAUGUGGAUUCCCACCUUUUUCAAGUCCAACAGAUAAUCAGGAUGAACUGUUUGAUCUUAUCAUGGGUGGUCACUUUGAUUUCAUCAGUCCUUACUGGGAUGAGGUCACAACAUCUGCCAAGAAUUUAAUCUCUGGCAUGCUGAGCAUCAAUCCAGAAAACAGACUUUCAGCUUCUCAAGUUUUGGAACACCCGUGGGUGUCGAAAGAUACUCAUUGCCACACAGAUCUGCGCAAAGCAGUUUCAUCAGGUAUCCACCGACACUUUCGUCGUGGACAUCGAACAAGGCCAAAAUAUGCAGGAAUAAAAAUGAUUGCGUCCACAGCUCUAGAUAAAGCUUCCAAAUUCUUCCAAGGUCGAGGUUCUCACUACCUGAAACAUUCAAUCAAUGAAAUGAUAGAUUAACAUAAAUUGACAAGAUGAAGAUCCUGUCGUGCUUGCACUUCAACUAGGAACCUUCAAAGAUUGUAUCAUUAGUUCUUGUGUAACAGUAGAUGGAUGUUUCAUCUUACACUUUGCAGUCAAGUUUAUGUUGUUAAUGUUAGGUAAUACACAGUACAUCUUGACCUUAAACAUUGUACAAUUUGAGAAUGCAUGAGUUUUUAACAAGACUAAUGCCAAAAGAGAAUUGUUUCUACUCUGAUGCUUGCUGUUAAAUGUAAUUCAACAUAUCAGUUAUCUACACAUUUCAUUAAUUUUUCAUGACCUGCAGGAGUCUGUCAUCAGUAGAUUUAUUUUGAUUUGAUAUACACAUUUUUGAAAUUUCGUAGUGUCCAAUAAAUAUGCUAUUUUAGUGAAUGUAGGUAGGAGUCAAGUCACUUAAUCCCCUUUUUCUCUGAUCCUAUAUCUAACAAAUCUGAAUUAUUAAAUUAUGAACAAGAGUCUGUAGUAAUUGAAAACAUACUGGUGUUGACAAGUAACUGAAUAGCAAUAAACAAAAUACAUAUUUGUAUACAUGUGUUGAAAUAUGGACCCAAAAUAUGUACCACAACAGGGUUGAAACAUUACUUAUAAAGUAUAGGUGAAAUGAAUAUGAAUAAAUAGAAAGUUAUCUUAAAUUUAAAAUUGACAUACUCAUAUUCACAGUGACUAGAACAUAAUUAAUGAAAGAAAGAGCAAUUGACGAAUGAAGAUAAGUAAAAGAUGACAGUCAGAAAAUAAGUUAUCAUGAUCAUGAUUCUUCUAAUCGUCUUAUCUCUCACACAUUACAGAAGUCAGCACUAACUCUACUACACUUUGACGAUAAUGCGCUACAAAGGAUAUAUCCUAACCCAAUCAACCUUCCCAUUUCCUUGCUAAGAAAAUGAAUAAAACUUUGAUGCAGUAUGCCCAAGUUUGUUUUAACAUCCCCUAAAUCAAACAGAACCAUAUUAAUUAAAGACCCAUUCAGCUUCAGGUAUAUAUUGCUGGUUAUUACUAUUUAUUUACAUUAAUUAUAGAUUUCUCAACAAAGCUGCGUCCACUCGCCAUAAUAAAAACUUUCAAAUUCUUAAUGCAUCCAUUAUAUAUUUUUCGUCAUUAUUUGUAGAUCUUCUCUGUGUUCCAAGUUUUAGUUUUUUUAUGUACUUAUCAACAAACAGUACCUGUAUCUAUUCAUAUUUUAGGAUAUCAGAUUAAAUUGGUACUUAAAUUCCAAAACUUAACUGGCACUAUUACACAAUGACUAAUACAAAAUUUUUCAAUCUGGGAUUAAGUCAGGAACAAAUGAUGGGGGAUUUAAGUGACAAAGAUUAAAUGACCAGGCUUUUGAAUUUAGUAAGUGUAUUAAUCUUCUGUUAGUAACUCUUAUUAAUUAAAUUGUCUGGUUGAUAUUAACAUCAAAAGCCCAAGUUAUUGAUCUGAUAUGUAGUGUCAAUAGAGUGAAGAAAUCAAAGCUCAAGAUUGAUAAAUCAAUGUCAUUUUGGUCAAACACAUUUGGAACUUUUAUUGUUAUUAUUUUUUUUUUACCUUUAGCAUUUUGAAACCCAAGAAAAAUGUAAAAAAAAUGUAACCCUGAUACUUCAAACUUUUGUUCAAAGAAGGAAAAAAAACAUAAAUGUAGUGCAUGUUUCAGAAACCGCACUAAUUUAUGUUAAAUCCAUUAGCACUUAUUUAACCCUAAGUAAUUUGGACAAGAAUUAUUUUCAAAUAAAGCUACAAAAUUUUUUAACCACUUUUUAAAUAUUGUAUAAUAUUUAUUUGUCUACAAUAAACCUUGUACACAUAA
Messenger RNA from Biomphalaria glabrata, 4279 nucleotides. Its product is annotated as serine/threonine-protein kinase DCLK1-like. The record is from RefSeq and is a predicted model, not a curated record. Gene Ontology annotation, molecular function: protein kinase activity; ATP binding. Lineage: Eukaryota; Metazoa; Mollusca; Gastropoda; Planorbidae. Gene Ontology annotation, biological process: intracellular signal transduction; protein phosphorylation. The transcript has 21 exons. Bases 175 to 2478 code for a protein of 767 amino acids.